Messenger RNA from Lobosporangium transversale, 577 nucleotides. RefSeq lists its product as hypothetical. The record is from RefSeq and is a predicted model, not a curated record. Gene Ontology annotation, biological process: mitochondrial electron transport, NADH to ubiquinone. NCBI's taxonomy places the organism in Eukaryota, Fungi, Mortierellomycota, Mortierellomycetes, Mortierellales, Mortierellaceae. The transcript has 3 exons. Bases 95 to 403 code for a protein of 102 amino acids.
UUUACAUUUCUCCGAGACGUCAACAUCCCAACAAAAGGCUCUUAUCCUCCCCUCUCUUUUUUUUUCAUUGCAUUUUAUUUCUCCUUCACACAUCAUGUCUGAGGCACAAAUUGCUCAUCGUCGUUUGGUUCAAUCCCUCUACAAGCGCUCGCUCAAGACGGCCCAGGAUUGGUACAUCGACACGAACCUGUUCCGCCGUAAGGCAGUCGAGCUUCGCAUGCAGUUCGAGGCCAAUAAGAAUCUUCGCCACCCUCGUCAGAUCGCUCAAGCUGUUCAGGAGGCUGAACGUCAGCUUAAGGAAUUGAGACAUCCUGAUCCUUAUAUUGCCCCCACUGCUCCUGGUGGUACCAAGUUUGAGCGUAACAUUCCCCCCAAUCCUGCGGAGCCUGCUGAUCACCAUUAGAAGAUUAAAAAAAAAAAGAAAAGGCAAGACAAGUCAUACCUUUCUUUUUUGUUCUUCUUUUUGGAGAUUAUACCGACGAUGGAAAUAUCUGGAAUAGACAAUAAAACAUACAUGUUGAAAUGAAAACUUGUACCUCAAUCAAUUCAUGUCAAGCAAUAAAAUUAAUAAAACAAU